AUGUUGUCGGAUUCCAUCCACACAACCACCUACUCGGGCGAAGACCACCGCGAGGUGCUGCGCGGGCACGCGGCGCUGGCGCACCCGUUCGCGAUCACGGUGUUCGAGGGCCACGUCUAUUGGACCGACUGGCGCAGCAACAGCGUCGUGCGCGCCAACAAGUGGAACGGCUCGGAUGUUACUGUUGUUCAGCGCACUCUCACGCAACCCUUCGAUCUGAAGGUGAUCCAUCCCAGCCGACAACCGCCUAGCGACUUCAACCCGUGCGGCGUCAAUAACGGCAACUGCUCUCAUCUAUGUCUUAUCGACACCCCCACGGAGCGAGUGUGCGCCUGUCCGCACCUUAUGAAGCUCACUGCGGAUAACCAAACAUGUGAAGCGGAGCAGCUGGUGCUGCUAGUGGGAGGCGCGGGCGCCGUGCGCGGGCUGGCGCUGCGCGGCGCGGCGCAGGUGGCGCCCACGCUGGCCGGCCCGCUGCUCACCACGCCCGCCGCGCUGCAGUGCUACCCGCCGCACCACGCCGUCUACUGGGCCGACACCGACACGAGCGAGAUAAAGCGCACGGACGUGCGCGGCGGCGCGGUGGAGGUGGUGGCGGACAGCGGCGUGGCGGCGCCGCGCGCGCUGGCCGUGCAGUGGCGCGCGCGCCUGCUGUACCUGUGCGCGCGCGGCGCGCUGGCGGUGGCCGGCCUGCGCGGGGAGCGCCUGGCGCUGCUGCACCCCGACCUCGACGUGUCCGCUCUCGCCGCGCACCCCGACUGGGGCGACAUCUUCUGGGCGGCGCGUGCGGGAGGAGCGGAGCGCAUCGAGCGCGCGGGCGGGGACGGCGCCGGCCGCCGCGUGCUGCUCGACUCCAACGGCGACGCGCAUCUCGCCGGCGUCACCAGUAUGACCAUCGAUACGGAAAAUUCUCUACUGUAUUGGGUGAACACUGCAUCGGCAAGUAUUCAGUACAUGGAUCUUAAAACUGAAAAGGCUACGACGUUGGCGCUGGAGCUGGGCGCCCGGCCGAGCGCGCUGGACGUGUUCGGCGGCGAGCUGCUGUGGGCGGACGGCGCCGCCAACGCGCUGCGCGCCUGCCAGCAGAGGGACUGCAGCCAACCCAGGGUCAUCAGGAACAAUACUGAGGGCGUGAUCUCGCUGCGUGUGUACGACGGGCGGCCGGGCUCGGGCAGCGGCGGCGCGUGCGCGCUGCGGGCGGAGCGCGAGCGGUGCGCGCACCUGUGCCUGCCCGCCGGCCCCGCGCGCUCCGCCUGCCGCUGCGCGCUCGGCUACCGCCGCGCCGGCACGCGCUGCACACCAAUCGAGCCGGCCCUGAUUUACUCGUUGAGUUGGGAAUUGCGAGGUUUGGCUUUGGAGGGAGCUCAGCUGGAAGACAAGGACGCUAAAGCAGGAGAGGGCGCCGUGAGCAACGACGCGUUACCGCCCUUGCCGCAGAUCUCUUGUGCCGCUGCAAUCGACUAUUAUGCUAGUAAGAAUAUUUUAGCCUUUUUUUCAAGUUCUUUAUAUUUUUCUACACAACCUGUAACCACGUCACUUUGUCCACCCGCAGCCCUAGCCGUGGACCCGGUGGCGGGCUACCUGUUCAUGUCGGGCGGCGGCUGGAUCCAGCGCACGUACCUGGACGCGUCGGACCCUCAGCUUCUCUACAACGGCACCGCCGUGGCGCACAUCGCGCUCGAUACACAGAACGAGAUGGUGUACUGGGCGGAGGUGUGGGACGUGUCGGUGUGGGCGGUGCCGUACGCGGGCGGCGCGCGGCGCGAGCUGUGGCGCGGCGCGCCGCUGCACCACCCCGUCGCGCUCGCCGUGCGAGGACACACGCUUUAUUGGCUCGAUACAAUGUUAGAGCGCGGCAGCAUAGUGCAGGCGCCGAUUUCGAAUCUCAGUGACUACAAGCUGCUCGUAGACGGCGUGGGAGAUAGCCUUAAAGAUUUAUUGAUAUGGUCAAGCGCGAACCAGACGGGCGCGGGGCGCGGGGAGGGGUGCGCGCUGUCGGCGGGCUACGGCGGGUGCGCGGCGCUGUGCCUGCGCGGCGCGGCGCGCGCGCGCUGCGCCUGCCCGCACGGGCAGCUCGCGAGCGACGGGACUUCGUGCAAACCAUACGAAUCGUUCAUCAUGUAUUCGAGGGUGACGAAGAUCGACAGCAUUCACAUAGAGGACGAGAGCAACCUAAACUCGCCCUAUCCACCGAUUGAAAACAUGACACUAAUGCGCAACGCGAUUGCACUGGCGUACGAGUACGACACACAGACACUUUUCUAUUCUGAUAUCCACCGCGGCUCCAUAAACUCCGUGCAUUUCAAUGGCUCCAAUCAUGAAGUUCUGCUGGAUAAGUGCGGCGCGGUGGAGGGCAUGGUGCUGGCGAGCGCGACGCGCACGCUGUACUGGGCGUGCUCGUCGUGCGCGGCGCUGCGCGCGGCCGCGCUGGGCGCGCUGCGGGCCGCGCCGCCGCCGCGCCGCGCCGCGCUCGUGCGCACCGUGCUGCAGCUGCGCGACGCCGACCGCCCGCGCGCCUUGGACUUCGACCCUUGCGAGCACCGUAUAUACUGGACGAACUGGAACGAGAAACGUCCGUCGAUCUCGCGCGUGUUCGACAGCGGGCGCGGGGCCCAGGACGUGGUGACUACGGAGGUGCUGAUGCCCAACGCGCUGGCGCUGGAGCACGCCGCGCGCCUGCUGUACUGGGCCGACGCGCGCCUCGACAAGAUCGAGCGCAUGCGGUACGACGGGUCGCAUCGACGGCUAGUGACGCGGUCGCGCGCGGAGCACCCGUUCGCGCUGGCCGUGGGCGGCGGGUUCGUGUUCUGGACGGACUGGGUGUCGCGCGGCGUGCUGCGCGCCGACCGCCGCGCGGGCGACGUGCGCGUGCUGCGCCGCGACGUGCCGCGCCCCUGCGCCAUCGUGCUCGUCGCGCCCGACCACUACACGUGUGCGGCAGACCCGUGCGCAGUGAUGAACGGCGGGUGCGCGGAGCUGUGCCGCGUGGAGGCGAGCGGGCACGCGGCGUGCGCGUGCGCGGGCGGGCGCGUGCUGGCGCGGGACGGGCGCGCGUGCUCGCCGCCGCGCGCGCCCUGCCCGCCCGCGCACUUCGCGUGCGCCGAGGGGCCCUGCCUGCCCGACCAGCUCGUGUGCGACGGCGUGGCGCACUGCAGCCCGGACGCCGAUGCGAGCGACGAAGACUUGUACUAUUGCUCUUCCCGCACUUGUCCCGAAGAUACGCUAGCGUGCGGUACGGGUGGACGCUGCGUGACCACUUCACGUGUGUGCGACGGUCACCCGGACUGCGAUGAUGGAGCCGAUGAACGAGAUUGCGACUGCAACGCUGGCCAGUACAAAUGCGACGACGGCACGUGCGUGUCGGUGGCGGCGCGCUGCGACGGCGCGGCGCAGUGCCCCGACGGGUCGGACGAGCGCGGCUGCGGCGCCGACACGUGCGCGCCGGCCGAGCUGCGCUGCGCCGGCGCCGCCGCCUGCUACCCGCCCGCCGCGCGCUGCGACGGCCACUAUGACUGUGCCGACCUGAGCGAUGAGAUCGACUGCCCGGCCGAGACGACAGUCCAACCGGCGUCCAGCCAGGAGUCGUUCGACGAGCAGCCGCUGCUGGGCUGCCACGCGGGCCAGUUCAAGUGCGGCGGCGAGCGGCAGAGCGGCGCCGUCGAGUGCAUCCCGCUGACUUGGCUCUGCGACGGCCGCGUGGACUGCACGGACGGCUCGGACGAGACUCCGCAAUGUGGCGGGCGCAACGCGAGCGCGCAGUGCGGCGCGGGCGAGUGGCGCUGCGGCGCGCGCGGCCCGUGCGUGCGGCUGGAGGCGCGCUGCGACGGCGCGCGCGACUGCCCGCGCGGCGAGGACGAGGCGCGCUGCGCCUGCGCGCCCGCCGCCUUCCGCUGCGCGCACUCCGCCGAGUGCUUGAACACGAAUCUAUACUGCGACGGGGACGCAGACUGCGAGGACGGGUCGGACGAGCCGCCCGGGUGCUCGUCCCGCUCGACGCCCGCCCCGGGCGGCGCCCCGGACGGCGCCCCGGACGGCGCCUCGGGCGGCGCGUGCGAGAUGGUGAGCGCGUUGGGCCAGCCCAGCCCCGCGCUCAGCAGCAGCUCGCGCGACGAGCCGUCCAUGGCGGCGCGCGCGAUGUGCGGCAGCGCGCCCCAGUCCGACCAGUACAGGCGGCCGCCGCGCGGGUGCAGCGCCAGCGCGCGCGGCUCGCGCAGCCCGCCGCGCACCACCACGCGCCGGUGCCGCCCGUCCAGCCGCGCCGCCUCGAUCGUGUCCGUGCCUGCCGACACUCCUACCCAGUCGACCGCCAGGCCAUCGGGGUUCUGUAACGUAGCACCCGCCACCACGGAGUACUCUUCGGAAGACAGCGUGGGCAAGCGAGGCGCGGCGUUCGGCGCCACAGGGAGGUCCGGAGGGGGGGCCCGCAGCUCGUUGGGGCGACACACUCGCUUGAUGGAACUGCCCAGUCUGGUGACGUCACUCCAGUACAAGCAGCCCUGCGACCACUCGGCGUCCAGCGCGACCGCGUUCGUCAAGUUGUGCACGAGGAGGGACGUGCUCGCUUCGCCUGUGAUGUUGUCGUUGUCGUCGCGUAUAGCCGUGCGCCGGAUCACCGCACAGGAAGCAGCUCACCUGCAGCGAUGGUCGCAGGGCUGGUCCUCGGCGCACUCGUCCACGUCGGCGCACGCGGCGGCGGCGGCGCGCCAGCCCGCGCGGCACCAGCACGCGCGCCCCACCGCCAGCUCCGUGCAGUUGUGCGCGCACCCGCCGUUGUUCACCCGGCACUCGUCGAUGUCUGCGCACUGCGACUCGUCCGUGAAGUCACCGCAGAAGUCGACCCCGUCACACAGCGCGUCGUGCGGCACGCAGGCGCCGUUGCCGCACUGCCACUCGGCGCGCGAGCACACGCGGCUCGACACCGCCGCCUGCGCCGCCGUGCCGAACGCGCGAGCGUAUGAUGCUCGAGUUCACCAACCACACAUAAAGGGAUCCUCGUCGGAGCCGGCGCCGCCGCCGCCGCCGUCCAUGCAGUGGUCGCGGCCGUCGCACUGCAGCGCGGGCGGCACGCAGCGGCCCGCGCAGUACAGCGCGCCCGCCUCGCCCGCGCACAGCAGCGCGCCCUCGGAGCAGAACAUGCCGUGGCUCCGUCUGCACCACGUGUUCGCGGUGGCGGUGUGGGGCGGCCGCGUGUACUGGAGCGACUGGGAGACGCGCGCCGUCGAGAGCUGCCGCCGCCGCCCUGACAUGCGGUACAAUGAUAGUUCAGUAGAGCCAUUGCACAGUGGAGGCGCUUGGCGGUGCCGCACGGAGGUGCACGCGGUGCACAAGCCCAUGGACUUGCGCGUGUUGCAUCCUGCUAGACAACCCCCCGUCCCCGAGCUGACGCUGGCGUGCUCGCGGCUGAACUGCUCGGGGCUGUGCCUGCUGCGGCCGGAGGGCGAGGGCGCGCGCGCCGUGUGCGCCUGCCCCGAGCACUGGGCGCUGCAGCCCGACGGCCGCUCGUGCCGCCCCAACUGCACCUCCGCGCACUUCGUGUGCCGCGCCGCGCUCAAGUGCAUCCCCUUCUGGUGGCGCUGCGACACGCAGGACGACUGCGGCGACGGGUCGGACGAGCCGGCGUCGUGCCCGCCGUUCCGCUGCUCGCCGGGCCAGUUCCAGUGCGGCAACGGGCGCUGCGUGCACCCCGCGCACAUCUGCGACGGCGCGCACCAGUGCGGCGACGGCUCCGAUGAGACCGACUGUGACCAGUUCACGUGCCUGUCGGCGCAGUGGAAGUGCCGCGGCAACGCGACGGCCGGCGUGUCGGCGCGCUGCGUGGCGGCGGCGGCGCGCUGCAACGGCCGCGCCGACUGCCCCGACGCCGACGACGAGCUGGACUGCCCGCCGCGCACCUGCCCGCCGCACCACUUCACGUGCGGCAACGGCGCGUGCGUGCCGCAGGUGUGGCUGUGCGACCAGGACUCGGACUGCGAGGACCGGUCGGACGAGGGCGCGGCGUGCGCGGCCCGCACGUGCGCGCACGACGAGUUCCGCUGCGCGUCCGGCCGCUGCGUGCCGCGCGACUGGCUCUGCGACGGCGACCCGGACUGCCCCGACCGAGAGGACGAGCGUGAUUGUGCGGUGCGGUCAGUGUGUGAGGCGACUUACUUCCGGUGCGGCGACGCGCGCUGCAUCCCGGGCCGCUGGCGCUGCGACUUCGAGGAGGACUGCGCCGACGGAUCGGAUGAGCGAGACUGUACGCCCAGGAAUUGUUCCGAAUCUGAAUUUAGAUGCAACAACGGCGAGUGCAUCCGCGGCUCGCUGCGGUGCUCGGGCGCGGCGGAGUGCAGCGCGGGCGAGGACGAGGCGGGCUGCGCGCCGCACUGCGCGCCCGGCGCGCGGCCCUGCCCCGCCUCCGCCGAGUGCCUGCCCAGUGAGCGGUGGUGCGACGGCGACGAGGACUGCCCGGACGGCGCGGACGAGGCCCAAUGCGAGCACGCGAGCCGCAGCGAGAGCGCUGCGGGAGAAGCGGGCGAAGCGGGCGGGGCGAGCGCCGCGGGCGCGUGCGGCGCGCGGCUGGCGUGUGGCGCGCGCUGCGUGCCCGCCGCGUGGCGCUGCGACGCGCGCCGCGACUGCCCGCUCGGGGCGGACGAGCGGCCGGACCUGUGCGCCGCUGUAGCGUGCCCGCCGCCUAUGAUCAGAUGCGGGGAUGACACAUGCAUUCCACCUAAUUUGCUGUGCGACGGAAACGCGGACUGCAGCGAUGGAAGUGACGAAAAUAAUCUAUGUCGCGACAUGGAGGAAAAGAUGUGCAGCGAGGAUCAGUACCUUUGCGAGGACGGUCGCUGCGUCGCUUCAGACGCGGCGUGCACACAAGAGCGAGGCGACUGUACCUGGCGCUCCUGCCCCCAGUUGUGUAUGCCCAAACACGCACAUAACCAUACGUGCAAGUGUGUACCCGGCUACCGACAUCGACAACUAACCAACGGAAGCAUCACCUGUGAAGCUCAGGGUGAGGAGGCCGGCGUGGCGGUGUGGUCGCGCGGCGCGCUGCGGCUAUGGGAGCUGCGCAAGCACGAGCACAGCAACGCCACGGGCGCGACGCAGCACGACGACGGCGUGGAGGUGACGUCGCUAGCAGUGGCGCCGCUGGAGGGCGCGUGGUGGGCGUGGUGGGGCGACAGCGCGGGCCGCGUGCGCCGCGCGCGCCUGCGCCCGCUCGCCGCCGCGGACGCGCUCCAAACGCCCCACCCGCCCCUCCCGCCGCCCGCUGAGCUCGAUACUAUUGUAAAAGACGGCGGUAUAAUCCGCGGCGUGUGUAUAGACACAGUAUCACAGCGUAUGUACUGGACGUCCGUGUCGAGUGUCGGCGGCGGCAGCGGCGGCAGCGGCGGCAGCGUGGUGGGCGCCGUGGUGAGCGCGGCGCUGGACGGGCGCCGCCGCGUCACCGUGUGGCGCCGCUCCGGCGCCGAGCCGGACGACAUCGUCGUGUCCGCUGAUACUGCCGAAGUGUUCUGGUCCGAGCGCGGCGGGGAGCCGGGCGUGUACCGCGCGUCGCUCGCGGGCGACGACGUGACGUGGCUGGUGCGGCGCCGCGUGCGCCGCGUGACGGCGCUGGCGCUGGACGCGCCCGCGCGCCGCCUCUACUUCCUCGACCCGUACCGCGGCGUGCUGGAGAGCGUGGCGCUGGACGGCUCGGACCGCGCCGCGCAUGCCGUGUUCAGGCAGCGCACGGGCGGGGAGGCGCGGGGGGAGGCGCCGGGGGAGGCGCCGGCGGAGCGGGCCGUGGUGUGGGGGCGGGCGUGCGCGCGCAUGGCCGUGUGGGAGGACAGCGUGUGGUGCGCGAGCUCGCGCGGGCUGGCGCCGCUGCCGCGCCGCGCGCCGCCCGCCGCGCACGUCACGCCCUGGCUGCGCCACAGCGCGCCCGUCUCCGCGCUCGCUAUACUGCACCCCGUCUUGUUUGCACAUCAUGACGCGAUAAGCAACCCGUGCAUUCUGGACAACGGCAAAUCGGCUUGUGACAGCAGCGCAGUGUGCGUGCGAGGUGCGGGGAAACGCUUCUCUUGUCUCUGCCCUGAUGGCCUGCAACCCACCUCAUCUAUACCUGAUAGUAGCCGCGAAUGCGUGAUAUCAUCCAACACAGCGGGUUCAAUCAAUAAGACGACGUGCUCUCUCUACUGCGGGCCCGGCAAGUGCAUAGUACGCGAGCCUACCCAAUCUAUUGCAACGAACGCAAACAACCCGGCCGAAGCGGAGGCGCCGGGCGGCGGGGCGGAGGCGCCGGGCGGCGGGGCGGAGGCGCCGGGCGGCGGGGCAGAGGCGCCGGGCGGCGGGGCGGAGGCGUGCGCGUGCCCGCCGCUGUUCGCGGGCGCGCACUGCGAGCACUACCGCUGCGCCACGCACUGCAACCGCCGCGGCCGGUGCGAGCUGGCCGAGCCCGCCGGCAAUAACACCUACACCUCCGUGGACACUCCCCUACCACCCUUGAAGUGCACGUGCUACUUGGGCUACACGGGCGCGCGCUGCGAGGCGGCGGCGGACGCGUGCGCGGCGCGCUGCGCGCACGGCGCCGCGUGCCGCCGCCUGCCGCACGGCGCCGCCUACUGCGUGUGCCCGCCGCCCUACACUGGACCGCGAUGUGAACAAUGCACGGACCUGGGCAACGAAGAUUGCGUCUGCCUUGAUAAAUGUCUAAAUGGGGGCGUUUGCCACGUGAUAGACGGCGCAUGGACGUGCACGUGCCCCGUGGGAUGGCACGGCGCGCGAUGCCAGACACCUGACGUCAAAAUACACGACCACGAUCAUGACCACGACCAUGACCACGAUCACGAUCACGAUCACGAUCACGAUCACGACACGCACGCGGGACGAGAAUCGCGACCCGAUCACAGGAGUAACGCUAUUGGAGGCGAUGACCAUGAUUACAAACCACAUAAGGGCUCGCUGUGGUGCUCGGGCAAGUGCAUGCACGGCGGGCGCUGCGUGGCGGUGCAGGGCGGCGCGGGCGCGGGCGCGUGCGCGUGCGCGGGCGCGUGGGGCGGGCCCGCGUGCGCCGCGUACGUCGGCCACGACCACGCCUGCCUCGCGCUCGCCUGCCCGCCGCCCGCGAUAUGCGCCUGGCGGCAUACCGAUGAGGCAUCCGUGCACGGCACCGCGUACUGCGCGUGCCUAGCGGGCGCGAGCUGCACGGCGCCCGGCGAGGGGCAGGGCGCUGGGCAGGGCGCGGGGCAGGGCGCGGGGGCGGCGGAGGGGGGCGCGUGGGCGGCCGGCCUGCUCGCGCUGCUCGGGCUCGUGGCGGCGCUGCUGGGCGUGCUGUACCUGCUGCACCGCCGGAGACAUGGUGCGUUCGUGCACGCCCGCCUGGCGGACAACGUGGAGAUCAACAACCCCAUGUACCUCGCCGGGGAAGACGAGGCGAGACACAACGACAGACAUACGCACAACAACGGAAGAAACCACUUCGCGAACCCUGUAUAUGAGAGCAUGUAUGAACCCCACCAGAACCCAGUUGAGGAGGAUGUGACGCUGCUGGAGCGCGGCGAGGGCUCCCCGCCGCCCGCGGAGGGCGCCGCGCUGCUCUGACACGCGGACGGGCACUAGCGCGCACACACGCGCACGCGCACGCGCACGCGCACGCGCACGCGCACGUGUAAACGCUACGUGGACUUAGUAUAAAUACAUCUAUGUAUUAUAUUACAUAUCCCCCUAUAUCACUACUUUAUGAAUCUCCUUGACUGGUUAUGGUUAUGGUGAUAACUAUAACAUUUUUGAAUGACUGACCUGUAAUAACUUCACGUUUCGCUUUAAAAUUCUUCUAUGUAAAAUCGUCGAUUGGCGAUGUUAUUUAAGAAUCAAUAAUAUUUAUGAGCUCUCUUGAGUGUACAAUUAAAAUACGCUAGGGACAAGUUCCUCUAUAAAUCGUAAAUAAACGGAUUAACUAUAAUAAUUAUUGUGAACGUUAACAAUGUACUCAUUAUAAAUCUACAUUAUAAAUUUUAUGAUAUCAAAUGUAAGUGUGAAUGUAAAUUAAAAUGAAUCAUAAUAUUAAUACCAUUUUAUCGCCGUGUACCAUAUUUUAAUGAAUUUAAUAAAAUUUUAUAUUCCUUAUACAUAUCUGAAUCGACCAUUAUAUAUUUUAGAAUUGUAGUUCUUAAAUAACCCUUUUGGCAGCUCAUAGUAUAGAUAUUAAGUUAUAUUUAGUACAUGGCACAAUAGUAGUUCACUAAAAUUUAUGGUUUUAUGUUCAAAAAUAAAAACACAAUCCGAUUAAUUUCCUCGAUAACUAUCGUAAGCUUAGGAGCUUAUCUAAUAGUACAAAGAUGUUAAUAUCAAGAUACCCAUCAACGUGCACUAGAUUUUAACAUACAAGCUCAUUUUUGGCCAAAUUCUUGUGUGUAUUCUGUUUUCAGAAUAUUGCGAUAUCUAAUAAGCUACACUUAUUUUUUGUCCGGUGUAAUAGUGUUAGCUGCUUAAUGUUUACGAUUGAAAUAUUUUCAUGUAGUCAAUCGCCACUAGAUUUAAGUUUCUAUCCAUUUGGUAAGUACAAAAAGGGAUGUUUCCCAGGCCUAUACACAACUCAAAUUUGUUUGUAGACGAAAACAGUACAAUUAGUGUUAGGUGUAUAUUUUUCAUAAACGUGUCAUUUAUCAAGUGAUUAGAAUCUCGUGAUUAUUAAAUCGAUCUCAGGACCCUGGACCGAUUUUUAGUUAUCUUAGAAUUAGUCUCACGAACAAAGCUGUGUACUUUUAGUGUGUGCCAUAGAGUAACUAUAUAUUUCGUUUAUCGGUUGUUCUUGACUAUGUAAGGUAUUGGCUCUGUUACAUUGUUUUAGCUUCAACUCAAACUAAAGCAUACAUUCUUACUCGGAUCUGGAAAUUCAAACAAUGAAAAAAGUUUAAAGAGUCGCAGGGCCUUUGUCUUGGCAGCUAUUUUUGUUUGCUAUAAUUUCAUAAAUAAAAAUUUUAAUUGCUUGUACAAGAGAAUAUAAUGAAAUGCUCUUUAUUUACAAAUUUUUAGGACUAGGUUAGGAUAAAAAAAUAAUUCGUGAUGUCUCCAUUUUCAUUUGUGAAAAGAAAAAAAAUAAAAGCGUUUACUUUGUUGUGAAUAUGCACAAAUUCAAUCGAGCUCAAAUUUUGUGAAGAUUUUACUGUAAAUUGGAGCUUGUCUAACACAAUACAGUAGAGCUAUAGAUAAAAUAUAUAGUUGUAAGUGACGGUGAUGCCCCAAUGUGACUGCAAACGACAGCUAAUGGAUUAAUGAUAAACAAAUAGAUCUAGUGAAAUAAAUGAAUUACAUGUGA
Messenger RNA from Zerene cesonia (dogface butterfly), 11278 nucleotides. RefSeq names its product prolow-density lipoprotein receptor-related protein 1-like (gene LRP1). The transcript is spliced from 57 exons. The record is from RefSeq and is a predicted model, not a curated record. The coding region runs from base 1 to 9561 and encodes 3186 amino acids. Gene Ontology annotation, molecular function: protein binding; calcium ion binding. NCBI's taxonomy places the organism in Eukaryota, Metazoa, Arthropoda, Insecta, Lepidoptera, Pieridae.